AAAGAAACUAUAACAUAACCUCCAACAAAAUAUAGUGAGAGGUUAUAUUUUCGUCUGAGAUAUGGGAACUUUAACUAGGGCUCUGCAAAGGCUGUGCAUCUCGGAACUAUCCGCAGCUCCAAAGCUGAUAAUUCCAGUUCGUCACAGGAAGUAUGUGGAGAAGCCUACACCUGGUUUGGGCAUCAGUUACAGGAGGAUUGUGCAUUAUCCGGAGGAGUACACAGUGAAACCUUUGGAUGUGACGAAUCUGGGUGGACGUGAUCCUGUUAGCGGUAGAUUGGUGGCAAAAGGUAUUGGGGGUGGCAUCAAACAUAAAUUCCAUUGGGUGCAAUGGAAGAGGGAGGGACCAAAGGAAGGUCCACCAAAGGUUGAGAAGGUUGUCAAGAUAAUUGUGGAUGGAUGCCGGACAUCUCACAUUGCUUUGAUUGCCCAUGAGAAUGAGCUCAAAUACUAUUUGGCUACAGAGAAUAUGAAGCCUGGUGAUUUGAUCAGGACUUCGAUGCAUAUUCCUAGGAUUCCAGUGAGAGCUUAUGAAGGUGAUUCUUAUCCCUUGGGAGCAUUAUCUAUUGGCACUCAGAUCAACAGUGUUGAGAAGUAUCCAGGAUUGGGUGGAUUCUUGGUGCAUGCAGCUGGUGCGUAUGCCACAAUUGUACGGAAAGCUCCUAACAAUAGGGUUGUAAUUCAAUUACCCAGCAAGAGGGAAUUUGCAUUACCUGAAGGAUGCAUGUGCACUGUAGGAAAGUUGAGUAAUGCAAUUCAUGGUUCAACUCCAAUUGGAUCUGCGCAGAGAAACAGGGAAUUGGGAAACAGGCCAAGAUCUGGUCUUUGGCAGAGGAAGAGCGGAAAGCACGGAAGGAAGAUCAGGAGAUUGCCGCCGGUUAAAGAAAUUACCAGUGGAAAUAACAAGAAACAGGAAAUUAUCAAAUUGAGCCUGGAUGGAAUUCACUGUUGAUUACAUAGAUAUUUUUAGUUAAUAAUAAAUUUACAUAAAUUAUUUGA
Nicrophorus vespilloides is the source of this 999-nucleotide messenger RNA. It is a transcript of the gene mRpL2, whose product is annotated as 39S ribosomal protein L2, mitochondrial. Lineage: Eukaryota; Metazoa; Arthropoda; Insecta; Coleoptera; Silphidae. The transcript is spliced from 2 exons. The coding region runs from base 62 to 952 and encodes 296 amino acids. The record is from RefSeq and is a predicted model, not a curated record. Gene Ontology annotation, biological process: cytoplasmic translation. Gene Ontology annotation, molecular function: RNA binding; structural constituent of ribosome. Gene Ontology annotation, cellular component: ribosome.